CGCCCGCGCUCCCGUACGACCUUGUUUUUGUUGAUGUCUAAUUUGAGUGCGGCUGCGCGCUGCUCAAUGCUUUCGCCGUUGCUGACGCGAGCUGGCAGUAGAAAGGGGAUUGUGAGUCUCUGGGAAACAUCUUCUACUGACUCAACCGGAUCCGGAGCGACAUUGUUCGAGGACGACAGGAUCGAUCAUUUUAGCCAGCGACGAACCCACAUAUCCCGUAUGUGAUCGCCCUCACCUCGUCGACGGACGCUGCCAGCGAGGGCCAAGGAACAUAAAUAGCAUAUCGCCAUUAUAUGACCCAGUGUCCAGCGUCACUUUUACCCUCCAUGUGGGUGAGGGAGCUGUGUGUGUCGGAUUAUGGCGAGAAAAACAGUUAGCAGGAAAAGGAAGGCAGGAGAGCCCAAGGACCAACAACAGCUGGGUUGGUGUCAGGCGCCACACAAGCGGAGCCGUGUUUCUUGUUCGUCACGUCAUGCCCAGCAGUGGUGGUGCAGUCGGCACUCAGUGGUUUGUGCCCUCCGUGGUCGGGAGUUCAGACCUCAGCAGCAGCAUGAGUUGCGUUUCCAGCGGAGCCUACGGGGCUUUGCAGCGGGCCGACUCCCAGGCAUCCUCAAGGAGAGGGAGUUCUCUCUGGGCCGACUCAACAAGGUGUUUGCUUCACAGUGGCUCAACCACCGGCAGGUGGUGUGUGGGACCAAGUGCAACACGCUUUUUGUAGCAGAUGUCCUGACAGGGCAGAUAACACGCAUUCCCAUGCUGAAGGACAGGGAGUGUCAUGGUGGUGGCUCAGCAGCUGUGGGUGCGGUGGUGGCGGGGCGGCAUUACUACCCCACCGGAGGCUCUCGCUCACGCAUGGACCAGCAGGGCUGUGGAAUCCAUGCUAUUGAACUCAACCCCUCGAAAACGCUGCUCGCCACAGGAGGUGACAACCCCAACAGCUUGGCCAUCUACCAGCUGCCCACACUGGAUCCUGUGUGUGUUGGAGAUGAUGGCCACAAUGACUGGAUCUUCUCUAUAGCAUGGAUCAGUGACAGCAUGGCGGUUUCUGGAACUGGGGGCUGUUUCUUUGGAUGGAUACUUCCACCUCUGGAAAGCUGAGCACAGCUUGUGCAAGAUACUGUCCACCAAGCUGCCUCACUGCAAAGAGAAUGUCUGUUUGGCAUAUGGACAGGACUGGUCGGUGUACGCUGUGGGUUCUCAGGCCCAUGUCUCUUUUCUGGACCCGCGGCAACCUACACACAACAUCAAGUCUGUCAAUUCCAGAGAAAGGGGAAGUGGAAUCCGUUCAGUGAGUUUCUAUGAACACAUCGUGACAGUCGGCACCGGCCAAGGUUCACUGCUCUUCUACGACAUCCGGGCUCAGAGAUUCCUGGAGAACUCUCUGAAUCCAGCAGGGGGGUACCGGAAGUGCCCAGGAGAUGGCAUCAUCAAGCUCACUACUGGCAAAGGCUGGCUGAAUCACGAUGAGACGUGGAGGAGCUACUUCUCAGACAUUCAUUCCUUCCCCAACGCGGUGUACACCCACUGCUACGACGACUCUGGCACCAAGCUGUUUGUGGCGGGUGGACCUCUCUGCUCUGGCCUGCACGGGAACUACGCAGGAUUGUGGAGUUAGCCCUCUUUCGUCUCCUCCACUGCCACUUCCCCCUCGUCCAGAUUUAUACUUUUACCAGUCCCUCCAAUCCUCUCCCUCUUCCAGUCUGCAGUGACAUGACUGUCCUUGUCCAUCCCGCUGACUGUCACUCUGUUUUGCUCACACAUGGACUCAGGAGCAUGAAUAUUGUGCUUGUGUGUGAAUGUUUCCUCCAUUAUUAUAUCCCUCCUCCUGCAGUUAUUCCUGUUCUUAUCCCUCCUCCACUUGGUUCAUUUGUAUUUCCAUAUAAAAAUGUAAAAACAUUUAACUAGUAAUUUUCAAGAGCUGCGGAGUCUGCCACUGAGGAGUAGUUUGGGAAAGCAUUAAGAUUAAAGUUAUACAUAUUCUCAUAAUUUAAAACGUAGACAACCAGCCCGUGCACAGGGAUUAGGCUAUGGCCUUCUUCUGUAUGUAAGGAAGCUGUUUACCGUUGCUUUGUCUGUGAUAAAUGACGGUGUCUUUGUGAAAUGUUCGUGGAGAUCUGUUUUGUUCUUUCACUGAAAAUUGAUGGCAAUAAGAGAGAGAGGCAGAGAGGACGGAGGACUGAAGAGACGAUUCAUUUUUAAGGACUGAACCUGAGUGCAGUUUGGCAGAGAAUAUUUACUGGUUGGAACAGGUCCUGUCCUGUCCCCCAACAAUCACUGAGAAACUUCUCUCUUCUCCUGUCUGAAGUCAAAUGAAGAAGCCAAUCAAAAUGGGACUUUGUGUUCAUAACUUUUCUCAUUGAGAUGAUGUAAAGGAGAAAUAUAAAGAUUGCUCAAAUGCUGUGUUGCUCUUAUGCUAUGACUUAAUCCCAUCAAUCCCAUGCUUAUUUUAUUUUUUUGUGUGAUUGACAGGCGUACCCCUGCUGAUAUCAUUAUUUGCUUUGUGUAUCUAUUUUCUCCUUCCUGUGUCACCUUUAUUCAAUUGGUCAGGGGUAUUUAUAUAAGCUUCUUUUGAAUGACAUGUCGUCUAUUUGCCCUCUGCUUGUAUUCCUGGUCUAUUUGACCAGAAUGCGUUCAGCAGAUUGGUCGACAGUGUUGGAAUCCUGACCUGUAACCAUUCUGUUAGUAGAGAAUUCACCCUAAGAUUUUAAGCUUUGGUAGCAAGUGUCAUCAGAUAUGAUGACUAAUAGAGGAGCCUUUAAUCACUGGAUUAAAUCCCUCUGUGGUUCUGGGCCUCCUCCACAGAAACUGGGGACAAGAUAACGUGGUAGCUCACCUUGUUCUUGUGAACCAAGCAAGAAGAACUAAUGAGAAUUGUUUGGACUGUACCGAGAAGUUGGAGGCUACAGGCACAUAUCUGUUUGUCGUCACAGUUCUAAAUGUUUCUCUUCUUCUUUUUGUAUCAAGGAGUGAGUAAUUCUGCUCUUUCCCUUGUUUGGUAGAGGCAGGGUAGACUCAAGUUCUGUUUGGGUUUUGUUUUGGCCUUCAAGUCUUUCUGUGAAAGACUGCCACAGGCAAUCAUCGUUUUCCUUUUCUACAUGGAACUUUCCAACGGUUUUCAUGAUAAUGACAGAAUCGAAAAGAGGAGCCCCCCGAUUAUGACCACGAAUUGAACAAAGAACCAACACUUUAAAAGUGUAUUUUAUAUAUAAAUGUGUAUAUGUAUGUGUAAAAUACAUGGGGACAAUUGCAUACAUUUGUAUGAAUAUGUCUGAGGAAGCGUGUGGAUUGAUGUCUAUUUGGUGAUGCCCUGUUUUUUUUUAUACACACCUCAUGAAUGUUUUUACAAAUGACUGAAUCUGAGGAUAUUGUAAGAUAAACAUCUGGAAAAAAACAAGCUAUUAAAUCUUUAAAAAGAGUAAAUAAUAAAAACGAAAUGUAUAUUAA
This is a messenger RNA of Pleuronectes platessa (European plaice), 3444 nucleotides long. RefSeq names its product DDB1 and CUL4 associated factor 12 (gene dcaf12). NCBI's taxonomy places the organism in Eukaryota, Metazoa, Chordata, Actinopteri, Pleuronectiformes, Pleuronectidae. Gene Ontology annotation, molecular function: protein binding. Gene Ontology annotation, cellular component: Cul4-RING E3 ubiquitin ligase complex. The record is from RefSeq and is a predicted model, not a curated record.